AGACUGCGGCCGAGGGAACAGCCAGACCUGCCUGGACUCUGGGACCGGCCAGGGAGUCCACCUCAAGCUACGAAGAAGGGAACUACAGCAAAAGAAGUUCCGAAGUCCGCAAACCCUCCAAGACCGAACUACGGAAAUAAACCGGUGACUCCCAUGUUUGAGCCGAGGGCAUCUUUGCCAUCUUGGACGAUGGCCGUCGCCUUAGCCUUGCUUGUCUCGGGACCCUGCCCUGGGUCCACAAGGCCACUACGUGAUCCCCACGACGAUGAUGGUUUUGACCUGGAGAACUACGACCUGAACACCGUGACGGACUUGGAGACCCUGGGAGCCAACGGUUACGAAGAUAAUUAUGAUUAUGAGGACUUGGACCAAGAGAUUGAAGUGGGCACAGUAGCUGCAAGUAUUCACCAUCCAGACAGCCAAACCACAGUUGAACGCCACCAGGAAAAGGUGGUGACAAUUAAGGAACCUCUGCCUCUGACGCUGGACUUCAAAGGAUCUGGUUUAUUUGGACCUCAGACUAAAUUGGGUAUGCCCACCUGCCUUCUGUGCGUGUGUAUCAGUGGAAGUGUGUAUUGUGACGACAUCGGCCUGGAACAGAUACCCCCCAUGCCCAAGGAGACCACUCACUUUUACGGACGCUUCAACAAGAUCCGACACGUCAAAAACACCGACUUCAUGAGCCUUGGCAAGCUCCAAUCUAUCGAUCUCACCGGGAACCAGAUUUCUGAAAUGGAUGAGGACGUGUUUCGUUCUUUAAAGCAUCUCCAGCAUUUGCUGUUAGCUGACAACAACCUGCAGAUCUUGCCAGAACUGCCAGCGACCAUGAAGCGCAUUGAUCUACGAAACAACAGACUGAUCAGCCGAGGACUCCGCUCAGAGACAUUCAAGGAUAUGAGCCAGCUGCAGUUCCUGUAUCUGUCCAAUAACAACCUGGAUUACAUUCCUACGCCCCUGCCUUUGAGCCUCCGAGUGUUGCACCUGCAGGGUAACAACAUCCAGUCCCUGCAUGAAGACACGUUCUGUGACAGCCAUGACCGCAGCUUCAUCCGCCGAAAACUGGAGGACAUCCGCCUGGAUGGCAACCCUUUGAACAUCUAUCUGUUUCCGCGGGCGUAUGUCUGCCUUCCACGCCUGCCUGUCGGGGAGUCAAUGAUACUAUAGUAAGUAAUACAAACUGAAUAGACCAGGGGUCACCAACGUGGUGCCCGCGGGCA
This is a messenger RNA of Nerophis ophidion (straightnose pipefish), 1217 nucleotides long. RefSeq names its product opticin (gene optc). The coding region runs from base 154 to 1164 and encodes 336 amino acids. The transcript is spliced from 7 exons. The record is from RefSeq and is a predicted model, not a curated record. NCBI's taxonomy places the organism in Eukaryota, Metazoa, Chordata, Actinopteri, Syngnathiformes, Syngnathidae. Gene Ontology annotation, molecular function: protein binding.